AUGGCGCGACGGAUCGACAGCGUGCCAAACAUCGCGGAGACGCUCGGGGAGAGCUCGAUGUCGCGCGUGCUCCCGACGCACCCGAUCGCGCGGCGGAGGACGGCGACGGGCGCGGAGGACGGCCGCGCGAGCGCGGGCGCGGAGGCGAGCGAGGAACCGCCCUCGAGCAGUGGGGUGAGACGGACGCGCACCGAGCCCGUCGACGACGCCGACGGCGACGGCGUCGGCGGCGGCGGCGGCGACGACGGCGGCGGCGGCGACGACGGCGGAGGCGGAGGCGGCGACGACGACGACUACCCCUUCUCGUCGCCGCCGUCGCCGUCGUCGGCGCGCGCGAGCGAGGACGAGCGCGGAGUCGUCGACGAGCUUCCCGCGCUCCGGUCGUUCGCGCGGCUGCUUCGAGUCGUCUGCGUCGUCCCCUCGCGCCUCCCUCUCUCCGAGCGCGACGCCGACGCCGCCGCCGCGUUCGCCGCGAGCGCGCGGCGCGCGCGCGCGACCGAGGCCGAGGGCAUCGUCGAGCUCGCGCCGCUCCUGUCGACGGCGACGCCGCCGGGGGCGUCCCCGCGCCGCCGACGCCGACGCCGCGCCGCCCGCGCCCUCGCCGACGUCUUCUGCGUCCUCGCGACGAUGCUCCUCGGCCUCGUCGCGCCGCUGUAUCGCGCGCGAUAUGAGGUCGUUAACGCCCCGGACGCGGCCGUUACCCGCCUCGACGCGAAAGCGUUCGCGUUCCUGUGCAUGCACUUCUACGUGUGCUGGUAUUCGCUGCAGGUGAGGUACUGCGCGAGGUUCUCGCUCGCGGACGUGUUGUUCAUGCGCGCCGCGGGGAGCGGCGCGUGCCCGGCGCGGCACAGGAAACGGUACGACGACGCGCCGUCCACACGUUUUGCCACGCCAUCUCCACGUCACCGCCACGUCAUAUCCACCGUCCACGACGCGUACGUCGGGAUCGUGAAGCGGCAGUCGUGGCGCGAGCUCCUCCGUCUGCUCCUUCCGUUCGUCGUGUUAAAACUCGCGGCUACCGCGUACGUGCACGUCGGCGGCGGCGCGCGAAAAGAGACCGUAUCGUACGCCAUCCCGGGGUGGUGGCGGCGGCGGCGGCGCGGCGGCGGCGACGCGGCGUCGUUGACGGGGGUGGGGAAAGCCGUCGCCGUGAGCGUCGGGUUCGUCAGCGAGAGUUACAUGGCCGCGGUGUUUCUCACGACGUGCGUUCUGUUUCGUCUCACGUGCGCGCUCGUGCUCUUGAAACUCAACGCGUUCCUGGUCAUGAUGCGCGGGACCGACGACGACGACGACGAGGCGGCGGCGGCGCCCGCGGCGACGGACGACGACGACGACGACGACGACGACGACGCGGACUCGCUUCGGUCGACGGGCGCACCGCGACGGGAGCGCGACGAGACGUCGCGCGCGACGACGACGACGACGACGGCGGCGGCGACGGCGACGACGACGACGCGGUCGAACCAUCGCGCGGUGAUGAGCGAACACCUCAACCUCCGCUUCGUCUUGAACGCGCUCGGGAAACGUUUCAGGUUAUUCCUCGUCCUCACGUUGCUUCUCACGCUCAUCGAGACCGUCGUGUCGCUGUACGAGCUCGUGCUCGACUUCGCCGUCGCCGCGAAGAGAUCAAGCGGCGGCGGCGGCGUCUCCGGCGUUAUCGCCGUCCUCGCGCGCGCGGACCUCCUCCUGAACAACGCUCUGCAUCUCGCGGGCAUCGGGAUGAACGUCCGCGCGGCGACGUUGAUCACGCACCGGUUACAACGCGUCGUCGGGCAUUUCUCGCAGCAGCACGCGGCGUACACGAUGUUGGACUCGGACGACGACGACGACGAUGGCGGCGACGACGAGGGAGGCGGCGGCGGCGACGACGACGUCGAGAAUUCGCGCCGCCGCCGCCGCCGCUCGAGCGCUCGCCGCAGGGUCGACGCGUUCAUCGAGCGCGACGCGGUGCUGGGACAUUUCAGGGACCGACCGCUCGGGAUAUCCAUCUACGGCUUCUUCGUGGAUCGGUACACGAUUCGGACGCUGGACGGCGUCGUGUUCGGUUCCGUGAUUUUCAUCGUGAGCCGCGCGCUCAUGGACGCCGCGCGCGCGGACGGGGAGUGA
Messenger RNA from Micromonas pusilla CCMP1545, 2106 nucleotides. RefSeq lists its product as uncharacterized. The record is from RefSeq and is a predicted model, not a curated record. The transcript has 2 exons. The coding region runs from base 1 to 2106 and encodes 701 amino acids. Lineage: Eukaryota; Viridiplantae; Chlorophyta; Mamiellophyceae; Mamiellales; Mamiellaceae.